UGCGUUCAGAUCUCUCAUGACAUGGUCACAGCGAUCCAUUCGUGAAAGAGGAGUACUGGUAGAUGCUUCGGGGCACAACUGCAAUGCGCCUUAAACGAUGGAGCUGCCUGGCAGCGAUGCUGGUGGCAUUGCCUUUUAGAUCAGCAUCCUUUGCCGUUUCACGGCGUUGGCUGCUGCUUGCUCCCGUAGGUGCCUCUGCGCCAGCCUUUGCUCAAGAUGGCAUGGACCAGUGGCAGGACCUGGGAAGCCGAGGGCUAAAGUUCAUUGACUUGCGGCCAGGAAAGGGCGCCGAAGCAAUGGAGGAGUCAACUGUGCGCAUACAGUGGUCGGGGCGCUUGUACAGCAAGCAGGGCUGGACCUACGGUCGUUGCAACGAGCCAGAGUGUGAGUUACGCUUCAAGGUUGGUGAUGGGACGACCAUAGCUGGACUAGACGAAGGAAUCCGUGGCAUGCGAGAGGGUGGAUAUCGGCGUUUCCUCAUACCACCCCAGAUCGCGUACCAAGAAGGGCAGGAGCUUCAACCUCUUCCAGAGAGGGAUGACAUGAAGAGGAGGCUUUAUUCCACGGUCUUCAACAAGAUUCGGAUCGCCAAUGGCGAGGGUGCCACGCUGGGCACCAUUGUGCUGGACGUGGUCCUCAAACGAGUGGCGUCGGCGUGACGAAAAAGAGACGCGAGAGGUACAUGCACAUACUAGUGCAACCCUGCCGCAGACAUACAAGCGACAACCAGGUAACCACUGACUGUUGGCAACAUAUACCCCGUGCGAGUUCAGCAUGGUGAAACGUUGUCGACGGAGGCACAGGAGCCUCAGCUUGACUUACUGUAAGUGAACUGGACACAUGGAUAAACAAGGUGUAACAAGGUCAGUUUGCGGUGUUGAAAGCGUUCCUCCGGCUUUUUACAGCAUCGUUAGUUUGACACGUCUUCGUCGCGGCCCUGGUGACCUCCAAGCGCAAUUUCUGCCUCCACCUCGACUGAGAGGUCCUGUAGGCUCCAUGGCACCCCUUGGAUAUCAACCAGGAAGACUGAUGGCUCACUUGGUGACCUCCUUCGUUGAGCCGGGAAAGGCUGAGGGGG
This is a messenger RNA of Durusdinium trenchii, 1078 nucleotides long. NCBI's taxonomy places the organism in Eukaryota, Dinophyceae, Suessiales, Symbiodiniaceae. The record is from the annotation of a GenBank genome assembly.